AUGGGAUGUAUAAAAUCAAAAAGGAAAGACAAUCUGAAUGGCGAUGGAGUAGAUUUGAAGACCCAACCAGUACGUAAUACUGACCGAACUAUUUAUGUGAGAGAUCCAACGUCCAAUAAACAGCAAAGGCCAGUUCCAGAAUCUCAGCUUUUGCCAGGACAAAGGUUUCAAACUAAAGAUCCAGAGGAGCAAGGAGACAUUGUGGUGGCCUUGUACCCCUAUGAUGGCAUCCACCCAGACGACUUGUCCUUCAAGAAAGGAGAGAAAAUGAAAGUCUUAGAGGAGCAUGGAGAGUGGUGGAAAGCAAAAUCCCUUUCAACCAAGCGAGAAGGCUUCAUCCCCAGCAAUUACGUAGCCAAAGUCAACACGUUAGAGACAGAAGAGUGGUUUUUCAAGGAUAUAACCAGGAAAGAUGCCGAACGGCAGCUCUUGGCUCCAGGAAAUAGUGCGGGAGCCUUUCUUAUCAGAGAAAGUGAGACGUUGAAAGGAAGUUUCUCUCUGUCUGUCCGGGAUUAUGACCCUAUGCAAGGUGAUGUUAUUAAGCACUACAAAAUUAGAAGUCUGGACAAUGGAGGUUAUUAUAUCUCUCCACGAAUCACUUUCUCCAGUAUCAGUGACAUGAUUAAGCAUUAUCAGAAACAAUCUGAUGGCUUGUGCAGAAGAUUGGAGAAGGCCUGCAUUAGUCCUAGACCACAGAAACCAUGGGAUAAAGAUGCCUGGGAGAUUCCACGGGAGUCCAUUAAGUUGGUGAAGAGGCUGGGCGCUGGCCAGUUUGGAGAAGUCUGGAUGGGUUACUAUAACAACAGCACCAAAGUGGCUGUAAAAACCUUGAAGCCCGGCACCAUGUCGGUGCAAGCCUUCAUGGAAGAAGCAAACCUCAUGAAGACGCUGCAGCAUGACAAACUGGUGCGACUCUAUGCUGUGGUCACCAAGGAAGAGCCCAUAUACAUCAUCACAGAGUACAUGGCUAAAGGCAGUUUGCUGGAUUUCCUGAAGAGUGAUGAAGGUGGCAAAGUCCUGCUUCCAAAACUAAUUGACUUUUCAGCUCAGAUUGCAGAAGGAAUGGCCUACAUCGAGAGGAAGAGCUACAUCCACCGAGACCUGCGAGCAGCCAACGUCCUUGUGUCGGAGUCCCUGAUGUGCAAAAUCGCAGACUUUGGCCUUGCACGUGUGAUUGAAGACAAUGAGUACACCGCGCGGGAAGGUGCUAAGUUCCCGAUUAAAUGGACAGCUCCCGAAGCCAUCAACUUUGGAUGUUUCACUAUUAAGUCGGAUGUCUGGUCCUUUGGAAUUCUCCUGUAUGAAAUUGUUACCUAUGGGAAAAUUCCCUAUCCAGGGAGAACCAAUGCUGAUGUGAUGACUGCCCUGGCUCAAGGAUACAGGAUGCCCCGGAUGGAGAACUGCCCAGACGAGCUCUAUGACAUCAUGAAGAUGUGCUGGAAGGAGAAGGCAGAAGAGAGGCCCACGUUUGAUUACUUGCAGAGUGUCCUGGAUGACUUCUAUACAGCAACAGAAGGGCAAUAUCAACAGCAGCCCUAGCACAAUGGGAGACACGUAUCCAGGGGAGGACUAGCUAUGGUGGCUGUCUCAUUUCAGAAGAAAAGAUCACAAACAUUGGCUGCACUAGUUAUUCACGUGCUUGGACCAUUGAUCAUUCCUGGUGCCUAACAGCAGAGGCCAAGUUGCUGAGGAAGAACACCCUCUAUAUAGAAAAGGAUUAUCUUCUAGAUUCAGGCUCUUUGGUUUGCAGCUUGGACUGCUCCUCAACGGAUCGUCUUGUUAUGCUAGAUCCAUCUCUGAAUAGUUUUCUGCAAAGAGAAUUCCUGUCUUGCCCAAAGUGCAGCUGCUCUGGCCCUGUGUUUACAACUGGACAUGUGACCCAAAGUUUCAGAGACCAUCGCAACAAAUCCCAAACAGUAGCAGAGCAAUACUCCUUUAGAAUGUUAAACUAUCCUGAUCCUUAUCCUGUCAUUUCUCUGUACUUUCGGCUUAUUUUGUAGGGUAUUAAUAAUUACUAAUUCAACCGGUUAGAUGUUGCAGGUGAAAUCUGCAACUUAAAGAUGUCUUUUGGGACUUGGGGUGUUUUUCUCCUUCCCUUGGUAAUUUGAAACUGUUAUUCCAUCCCUGCGGCUGCAGAGAUCUCCAGACAGAAAAAGCCACAUUCCUUCCUGGAGAUGUGUUACUUGUGAGACUGCACAGGGGACGCAGGCCCCACUGACUACACAGGGCGCAGUAAGACCUCAAGAAAUGGAGAAGAUACCACAGCUUGCUCAGAAACCUCUCUGCCUUCAGAAAGCAUGUUUUUUAACAUUCCAGCUUUUCAAUUUCACAAGUCCCUAUUUCCCUUUAUGUAGACAUUUUUGAUAAUGUAGUUUGGAAAAUCAAAUAUUCUAAUCUCUGCAUAAGGUGAUAGGGAAACCUAGAAUUCUCUUUGUUGCUUCAAAUGAUUUGAAAAUUAUUUUAAUAAGAAACCAUUAAUUUUAGAUGUACUUGAGUGUAAUAAUGCUAUAUUUUUGGCUGGAUUUUAUGUGUGGUUCAGCAAUCUUUUAAAAUUGUGUAAUAUGUGUGAGACUACUUAUAGCCGAUAAUAUGAAGCUCUGCAGCAAGAAAACAAGAAAGAAGUUUUGUUUACUAAAUUUUUCUACUAUAAUCCUUGAUGGAAAAUGAUAUAUUACCUUCACUUAUCCUACCAUGUAUAUACCUAAUGUUUCUAUUUUUGAUUUUAUUUUAAUACACCUGGCCCAAACACAUUUCAAAAUAUUUGUGUUUUAUAUUUCCAAUAUGUGUUUAACAUUUCCAACUAUUGUCAACAUAAAAAUGUGUACCAGUUGGGGAGAAAAUGAUGUGAUUUCAUGUAAUUCGAUAGUUUCAGAGAUGUGUAUAUGUUCUACCUCUAGCUUUUGCCCAUUUUCAGAUAGAAAACUGAUGUGCUGAUGGCUUGGACACUUGAACACCCGUUCUGGAAGCGAAUAGAAUUUGUUUUCAAACAGGCCGGACAGGCACAUGGACAUUCUUUUUGUUAGGUGUUAACUAGGCCUGGAUUGGCAAUGGGUAAGGACACAACAUUCCACUUUUCUUUGAAUUUUAGCCUCUUUUCUUGGAGUGAUUUUUAAAAUGUUCUUUCUAAAGUUCUCCAUUCACAAAAAUAAUAUUAUAAUCAUAUAAUGUCUAUAGUCCUGGCACACUGUGUUUCACAAUAGUAUGUUCUUGUGUACACCCCAUCCAUUCGCAUUGUAUUUCAGGACACAUUCAACACAGUAUAUAUUACCUAGGAAAGAAACUUAAAGCCUUCAAAGCACAAAAUAGUUACUAAAUUCAGUUUCGACUUGUCUCUGCCUCUUGGAUAGGUUUCCCCUUUGCCAUUUGAUUUCCCAUCUCAGUCAAGUAUGUACUCCCCCCAUUGUAUUAAGGACUUAAAGAAAAUCAACUAUACCCUCUUCCUGUGGCCAGUAUUCUAGUCUCCUAGAUUGACAGGAAAGGUGAGGAUAUGAACAGGUGAUCUGAUUCAGAACUUUAAAAAACAGCAGGGCCCACAUCCCCCACAAGAUUUUGGUUCAGUUAUGUGCAAUAGAGUGUGAAUGUGUUUAAAAGUCUCUCCAAGUGGAUAUUCUAUACACUUGAGUCAAGAGCUAUUCACUGGUUUGACCCAUCGUUCAAAGCUAUCUACUCAAAGAAGCCCAAUAUUGUCUUUCCUCAGAUGGUUUCCCAUGGAGGGUACAGAAGCAGAGGAAGAAGAGAACACCUUUUUUUUUUCAUUUGAUAUACUUUUUAUUAUUGUGUAGCUUUUCUACGUUACAUAUAAUAGAUAGCAUGUAUAUUAUAUAAUACAUAUGCAUAGUCUAUAUAUUGUAGUGAGACAUCUUUCAGAGGAAGCCUUAUGGAUUUUUUAAAAAUCAUUUUAUUGGGGGCUUGUACAACUAUCACAAUACAUACAUACAUACAUACAUUGUGUCAAGCACAUUUGUACAUUUGUCGCCCUCAUCAUUCUCAAAACAUUUGCUUUCUACUUGAGCCCUUGGAGAACACAUUAUAAUACUCAUGUGCCUUUUUUCCUUUCUGAUGAACAUGGAGCUCAUUGUACCUAAAGUGAAGCUCAUGGGUUUGACCCUGAUGUCCUUAAUAACCGGGCCACUGAGGCAGUGUAGCUCCUUGGAGCAUGCGCUGCGAUAAUUCCAGUGCAAACAGGUUUAGACAACUGAAAAUGUGCACUGCCCAGACUUUUCUUUAAAAGAAAUACUGCACGCGCAGGCUGUGAACCUUAUCUCCUGAAUGUAUGAACAGUUGGUGGGAGGAGGCACUAUACAUGCAUGUCAGCAUAGACAGUGGAGCGUUCAACUCUGCCUCUAGUGCCGCUUUCCCUCUGAUCCUUCCUCAAUACUCAGUACAUGCAGCACUGGCAGCUACUACAAAAUAUUCAGCACUGUGACACCAGCAUCUUCAUUUAAUUGGGUUAAAAGAAAUCCUCACCCUUUGACUCAAUAGGCCAGCCCUUAUGACUUAAUUGUACAUCUAACAACCAGUUUGGCCCCUUGCUUAACUCAAAGCAUCUCUCAGAUAAGCUUUCACCACCCAUCUUUCUCCUUAGUGUCUUCCUUUAUAUUUUACUUGUGCCUCAUGGAAGGGAGAUUCCAGUUCCAUCUCCUAUAUUUUGACGACAUGAAAUUAAGGAUUUAAAAAAGAUUAAGUGAAAACAAGCCUUGUUAUGUUACCUGGUGGAUCUGGUGACUAUAAAUACAAAACAUUUUCUAUAUAUCUACCAUUUACCCCCUGUCCUAUGUUUUAUUUUGGCACUUUAUCAGAAUUAUCUCUCACUUACACAAUAACUUUCAAGAUACAGAAAAUGCAAUCCUUGUUUCACUGCUGAGAAAAUGGGCUUUUUUUUUUAUAAGCCAUGGAGGGAAUAGAUGGGUUCUGCUUCAUUUUGUUUACUGAUGAAAAAAAUAAAUGACAGACCUUUGUA
Echinops telfairi (small Madagascar hedgehog) is the source of this 4960-nucleotide messenger RNA. RefSeq names its product LYN proto-oncogene, Src family tyrosine kinase (gene LYN). Bases 1 to 1539 code for a protein of 512 amino acids. Gene Ontology annotation, molecular function: signaling receptor binding; non-membrane spanning protein tyrosine kinase activity; ATP binding. Gene Ontology annotation, cellular component: extrinsic component of cytoplasmic side of plasma membrane. The transcript has 12 exons. Gene Ontology annotation, biological process: innate immune response; cell surface receptor protein tyrosine kinase signaling pathway; protein phosphorylation. NCBI's taxonomy places the organism in Eukaryota, Metazoa, Chordata, Mammalia, Afrosoricida, Tenrecidae. The record is from RefSeq and is a predicted model, not a curated record.